This is a messenger RNA of Dendroctonus ponderosae (mountain pine beetle), 1411 nucleotides long. RefSeq names its product inactive ubiquitin carboxyl-terminal hydrolase 54. The record is from RefSeq and is a predicted model, not a curated record. Gene Ontology annotation, biological process: protein deubiquitination. NCBI's taxonomy places the organism in Eukaryota, Metazoa, Arthropoda, Insecta, Coleoptera, Curculionidae. The transcript is spliced from 4 exons. Gene Ontology annotation, molecular function: cysteine-type deubiquitinase activity. Bases 429 to 1049 code for a protein of 206 amino acids.
AAUGAGGCAGUCGUGAUUCUUGAGACCACACGUAGUCUUCAUUGAAUAUAUAGUUGAAAGUCCGUGAGGUUUAGAGCCAGAACAAUAGACUCACACUACAGUGGUUGAUGGCAACAGUGUAAGUCCCAAAUAGCACAAUAUUUAAACUCUCUAUCUACCUGUACACCUUGAUGCCAAUACCACCGUUCUAACUUGGUGCUUAGUUCGACCGGGUUCACCUACAAUAUUUUGCUAUCGCCAUUCCGUCCGUUGUUCACCCAAUCUGUUUGUCUUUCUCCGUUUCUUCAUUCCAUUUUCUUCGGGACAGCUUCAGUCUUCACGAUUUCAGUGUAACGUAUGGAGUUCGUUAACUUGCCGCCUGUUAUGAAACUGUUUGUUUUUUCAUUUCCCGCUCAAUUAAUGUUAUUAUCUAAUCGAAAUUUCGAAUUAUGAUUAAUAAGUUUCGGUACAAGAAGCCACUUCAGGCGCAAUCUGGAGUCGGUGGUGAAGUGAAGGAGUUCAAUACGCUACCACGUACUAAGAGUAAAGUGAGUGAACAUGCAACUAAAAAGGAUACAGUUUUCUCCAAAACUUUGGAUGCUGACGCAAAAUGGAAAUUGAAAGAAUUAUUCUCCGAGCUUCAACAUAGUCAAGCGAAAGCCCUGCCUCCUGACUCCCUACGUAAAGCCCUUGCUGAUUCGUUCCUAGAUCAGCAAAGGUUUCAGAUUGGAUUUAUGGAUGACGCAGCCGAAUGUUUCGAGAAUAUGCUGCUGAGAAUUCACGACCAUAUUGCACAUAAGGAACCGGAAGAUGCUUGCUCUGCCCCACAUUGUAUUUCGCAUCAAAAAUUUGCCAUGACCUUAGUUGAGCAAUCAGUUUGCGACAAUUGUGGAGCCACAACUGAACCUAUGAGCUUUACACAGAUGGUUCAGUACGUGUCCACAUCCACACUCGUCCAUCAGUUACGUAUUAGUGUGGGGCAGUUAAGCCAACCUGAUUCUUUUGGUCGACUUUUGCAAAAAGCCGUCAACAUGGGAGAAGGCCGACAAUGCCCGGUAAGUCGAAUAUAAUGUGAACAAAUUAAAUCGAGAAUUGAAACGAAAUAUAUUGCAAUAUGAUAAACUAAUUUAUCAAACACGGUACCUACUUGCUCAUCUUAAUAGCUAGAACCGAAGAACUUUUUUACUUCUAAGCAUGUUGUAUAUUUAAUUUAUUUUCUACAAAUUACAUGAAGUUUGUAUGAAUCUGCAUAGUUUUUUGAGAAUACCUGAAUCUCUGAAUUAAUACGUAUUGAUAUUUUCAGCAAUUUCGUGUUGCUCUAGUUGCAAAUAUUCCAUUUGUGCAUUACAAAUAGGUUUCCUUAAAUUUAGUCAAUUGUUCUUUAUACAGGGUGAUUUAAAAUUGGCGUCAUUCCUUUUAAGGGAUGAUGGAG